AAGACCCGGGACUGGCGCGCCAAAUUUCAAAGCACUUCCUCCUGGCCGAAGGCGACAGCGGCUCGCGGAAAGCCUCACGGCGAGGUCCGGUGGAGGAAAAUAAAAACGGCGGCCGUGAAAAAAACAAAGCCAACAACCGGUUAACGGACAGAAGCAGCGGCGGGGCGCGGAGGCCGCGGACCGAGCCGUGGAUGGAGCAGCUGCUGCGGAAGGAGGCGGAUGAAGACGCGGCGCAGAUCUGUCAUUGUUAUCGAUCAGCUGUUUCCUCCUCCCAGCCUCCAUUCCUGUCUCUCAUCUGUGAUUGGUUCCCCUGUUCUGCCCCCCCCCCCCCCCCAGUCUUAGCUUAAAGCCCAUAACUUCACACACUUCAAAGUAAACGUCGCUGCAGCACAGUCGUCAGCAGGUUUUAGUCUCAGCGCUGUAAUCCAUCCGGCCUCAGCCGCGCUGUGACACACCUGCCGUCCACGCCGGCGCGCCUCUUCCUGUUUGAACUCGCAGCUUUAUCCCCCCCCCCCUCUCCACGGGGGAUUUACUCCAUUUGAGCCGGUGCUCAUAAAAGCGAGCAUCUUCCACAGUGCUCCUAAUCCUCAUUAUUCAUUCAUGUAUGCGGCGCUCUGCAGCAGCUCUGCAUGCUGAUGGUGACACCUGUAGCUGAGCGCGGCGCCCCCUGCCUGUGACCUUCAGGCUGACGCUCUCAGCCGGCCGUCCCCAUUCGGCGGCUCUCCACCCGCUCAGAGGGGCGUCGGGAAAUGGAUCGCGGCCGGCGGUGACUCAGGGCCGGUCACAGAUCAGGGGCGGCCUCCGUGUUUGUGUGUGUGUGUGUGUGUGUGUGUGAGUGAAGGCGGCGGCCAUGUUGUGUGGGGCGCAGCCGUGCUUCCAGCUGCUGCGCAUCGGCCUGUCCACGGGCGACUCGGCGCGGGACCUGUUCACCUUCCGGCCGGCGCUGAGCCGCUCCGUCUUCCGGCUGGGUCGGGCCGCGGAGCUGUGCGACGUCACGCUGGAGUCGACCGCGGUGUCGCGCAUCCACGCCGAGCUGCACGCUGAGAAGGAGGCGAGCGACGGAGGAGGAGGAGGAGGAGGAGGAGAGGCGCAGGAGGAGGGCUGGAGGGUCCACGUCAAAGACAGGAGCAGUCACGGAACGUGGGUGAACGACGUGCGUCUCCAGCCCGGCGCCCUGUGGGAGCUCUCAGACGGCGACACGCUCACCUUCGGAGGCCAUUCCACUCCAGGAAACCCCGAGUUCUACUUCCUCUUCCAGAAGGUCAAAGUUCGACCGCUGGACUUUGACGCCAUCACAAUUCCAAAGGCCGGGACGUUUUCAUCGGACUUGCAGAACCGCAUCAGAACCAACCUGGACAGAAAGUCGGUCAACAACCUCGACCUGUCCAAGAUGUCCAUCAACCGGGCCACGGUCAUCCUGAACUCCAUCGGCAGCCUGAGUAAGAUGAAGGGCAGCGCCUGGACCUUUAAGAGGAGCCACAGCCACGAGGGAACCGUGUCCGACCCGGGAACCCCCUCUUCCUCUUCGCCCGUGGGCUUUUCCUCGUUGCUGCCUUCCUCCACGCAUUCGUCGUUUUCCUCGUCGACCUCGGCGCCGCUCAGCAAACCCCUCCAGACCGCCUCCAGGAGCAGGAGGAAGUCUGCGCACACCGUGCUCCUGGAGGACGACAGCUCCGAUGAGCCCCGGAGUCGAGGAGCUGUGAUAGGGAUUGUGGAGGACGGACAGAGAUCGCGGCCAAAGAAGAGGCGGAGGCUCUACAGGUCCGAGUCCGACGGCUUCGGCUCCCCUCCGCCUCCCCAGCUGCAGCCCAAACUCCACAGCGACGUCCGGCGUCCGCUGGAGGCCAAGCCCUUCCCGGUGGGCAUCCGGACCAUCGGCAGCUUCCACGGCGCCAUGACGAACAGCCGGCUGAACCAGCAGCUGCUGCAGGCUUCCUUCGCCGGCGUGGCUCCGCACCGGCAGGAGGUGGAGACGGCCAACCGGGUCAGGACCGUCAACGGGAACAUCGCCGCUUUCCGCCAACAGAAGGCGUCCCACGGUUCGCCGACGGCGCAGAGAGGCAGGAGGCGGGCCAACAGCUCGCCGGUGUUCUCCCCCCUGGUGGUGGGAGGGGAGAACUACAGCCUGGCGUCGCCCACCGUGAGGAUCCGCACCGACGACAGAGGAGGCGUCCAGUUCAACCGAUUCCACCAUCAAACAGCUAAACGACGAGGCCGGCCCAGGAAACACCCCCUCCCUCCGAGGCCCUCCCUGCCCUCUCCCUCCUCCUCCUCUUCCUCCUCCACCUCCUCGGACUCCUCUUCCUCGGGCUCCUCCUCGUCCUCCUCCUCCGAAGAGGACGAGGAAGACGAGGGCACGGCGGGGGCGGGGGCGGGGGCGACGGGGGCGGUGGAGCCGUGCGCCGCCCCGCGGUGCCGGCUGCCGCAGCAGGACACGGUGCAGUGGAUCCAGUGCGACGUGUGCGACGCCUGGUUCCACCUGGACUGUCUGCAUGUGGACCGCAAGAAGCUGCUGAUGGACCCCAACGCCGACUUCCACUGCGGCUGCCGCUGACGCACACCCGGGGGGGGGGUGACCCUCAAACCUUUAAUUCCUUUAGCCAUGAGAACGUGAAAUGAAAGCUGGUUCCGCUGCAUAAGCGUGCAGCAGUGAUUCAAACCCCCCCCCCCACCUCAUCCCACCCCCCCACCUCCAUCCCAGCUGCCUGGUAAGCCUGAGCCCCACUCCGGAGCUUCAGAACAGGAAAACUAAUGAAGUGUCGGCUCGGCUGUCACCGCGGUGCCGGGUUCAGGGCGGCGACGCCUUUAUGAGAUCUAUAAGCUCCUUCCUUCCCGCCGGUGACCAGAGCUGCAUUCAGCAAGAUUAAUUAAAGUGUUUUAGCAGAAUAAACUUCUCUCGGUGCUCCUCUGCAGACGCCCCCUUUGCUGAUGCAGCCGCCUCACAGACAAUCAGACUUUCCUGGGCGGAGGCGGCGGGGCAAUUAGCGGCAGAGACGUGUGUCAGCAAGCUGCUGAGAGGCUCUCAGGAUGAUCCUCAGAUGUUUGGAAGCACUUCUGCAGAAGCAGCUGCAGGAUUUAAGCAGGUUUGGGGAUUUUAUUAAAAUGGAAAAAAAAAAAACAUUUCCUAACCACUGAAACGAUGAAAUCUGAACUCCUGACGGAGGAAUGUGGGAACAGGUCCUCUCCUCUGGGUCUGAUGGUGCCAGGGAUGGUUUGGUGGUCGUCUUCUCAGCUCGGUUUCUACCUUUUCAUAAACGCCUCACACUACUGAAACUUUAAGCCAAAGUUGGUCUUUUUACCCUGAAUGUACACAAAUUUUCACUCCGUUCUUUAUCACUUAUUUUCUUAAUCUUCAUUACCAAUUAUUCUUCUGUUGGGGGAAAAAAAAUAUUUUUCUAGCAGGUAAAAAAAAAAAGAAAAAAAUGGGAGAAAAUGUUGGAAAAAAAAACAAAUCGUUUAAAGGAGAAGAUAAAACUAUAUAUAUUUUUUUGAGUGAAAGUUUUCAGCUCCGGUUCGCUCGUGUUGGAUGUUAUCUACGUUUUGUGUUGCUGCUGGUUCUCAGCUCUGUAAACCAGCAAACUAAAUUAACUUCAUAUCUAGAACUAGUUUGCAGGUUUAAAUUAAUUUCCAAAAAGAUUCAGGCUCUAAUUUCACAUAACAUGCAUCAGUUGUGAUUUUUUUUUUUUCCUCACUUAUCAAAUGAGUUGCAAUGAACUUUCUGACCUCAAUACAAACGUAAAGUUGUUCAGUUCUGGUUGCUUGAUCGAUCCUUUUUUAGUUUUUCUGUGUUCGGAGCGUUUCUGUGUUUGUUUGCAGUUUAAUUCAUCAGUCGUGUUUGCGGCCUUUUUGAUUUUUGAGAGAUAAAAUGUUUUAAGGCGUCUUUCUCGGCUUCACGGUGAGGCGUGUGCCAUCUUCUCCGCGUGCGUUAACGCUCUUAACGCUUUUCCUCUUUCAUGUGGCAAACCCCAUGGUUGCAUAUCGUUUACAAAUUAGUUUUUUUUUUUGGCUCAAAAAUGUGCUAAAAUUCAAAGUUUGAAUUGUAAAAGUAAAUUAUUCAGAGUAGAAAGCGGCAGACAAAUUCAAAGUUCUACCUGGUUCUACAUUAAUAUUGAAGUCUGAAAAUUUUAUCGGUGCUUUUUUUUUCCUCCUCUGAAUUCCCUGAACAUUUCUAAAUCAUUUUAAUAAAAAAAACUGGGAGUAAGCAGGGUUUUACUGAUGUUUACUGUGUUUUGGAGGUUUUAUUUUUGUAUUUUUAAAUUUUUGUUUAAGGUCUUGUGCUCUCAGUUCUGAGUAAAAUCUGUUAUUGUUGUGUGUGAUCUUACCGGUGCAGACAGACUGAGGUCAGAGGAUGUAAAGUGUGCAAACCUCUGCUUAAAGGCCCGUUUUCUGUGAUGUAAAGAACCGAAGUAGGUGAUUUAAAAACGUCUUCCACCUUUUAAAUUGUGCAAUUCAGCUAAAAUACCAACAAAUCGUGGUGGUGGGAACAUAUAAAAUAAUCUCCAUAACAUUUUAUAAUUUGGGUCAAUUAUAGCAUUCAGUCUUGUUGGUAAGGAGUCUUUCAGCUUCCCUCUGAUUGGGAGAACAUCUGCUGUUCAGAACCGUCUUCAGGUGAGUUUACCUGAAGACGGUUCUGGACAGAUUCCUUCAUAGAUUUAAAAAAACGGCAGAACUCAACCAGUACCUUCUGAUCCCAGCAGCUGCUUCACUAUUCUGGCCAGUUUCCAUCGUUUUCUUUCAUCGGUUCUGGACAAAUAUAAUUUCUUUACAUCAUAUUCUCCAUUUAUUGACGACUGCAUUGACUGUGCCAUACGCUGCAUAAAUAUUUUAUAUGGGAUUUAUUUCCUACCCUUCUCCUGAUUGAUACUUUUAAUCCUCUGGACUUUAACUUAAAGGUACAAAAGUCAGGAAAACCCCACCAGGAUCGCUGAACCUUAAUUUCGGGUUGAUCUGAUUUAAUGUUGAGGUUGUGUCAGUCAAACGGAUCAUUUCCAACCAUUUUUAACUAGAUAGAAAUAAAAAAAGUUUAAUUUUGUCGCAUCACAAAACAAGCCUGCCAUUUACCAGGGGUGUGUAGACUUCUCACAUAUUCUGUGCCUUCAGAUCGUUAUAAUGCAUUUCAUGAAUGAAAGGCAGCUGCCCUGCUUGAGUUGCAGAGGUUGGUUCUGUUGUUGCGGGUCAUAAAUCUGCAGAUCUGGGAUCGUUUUCAUCGUUAUCGCUUAUCGUCUUUCAGGGCUUUGACGUCUCCAUGAUCACUUUGCCCUCUCACGUCUUCGUCGUUUUUGUUUGUGCCGUCUGAAUCUGCGUCAGAUUUCGCCUCCCGAUUAAAAAAAAAAAAAA
Messenger RNA from Fundulus heteroclitus (mummichog), 5337 nucleotides. It is a transcript of the gene tcf19l, whose product is annotated as transcription factor 19 (SC1), like. Gene Ontology annotation, cellular component: nucleus. NCBI's taxonomy places the organism in Eukaryota, Metazoa, Chordata, Actinopteri, Cyprinodontiformes, Fundulidae. The transcript is spliced from 6 exons. The record is from RefSeq and is a predicted model, not a curated record. The coding region runs from base 851 to 2554 and encodes 567 amino acids. Gene Ontology annotation, biological process: regulation of gene expression. Gene Ontology annotation, molecular function: protein binding.